This is a messenger RNA of Striga asiatica, 839 nucleotides long. Lineage: Eukaryota; Viridiplantae; Streptophyta; Magnoliopsida; Lamiales; Orobanchaceae. The record is from the annotation of a GenBank genome assembly.
GGUGGGGAAGACCUCACUGAUGAACCAAUAUGUGAAUAAGAAGUUUAGCAAUCAAUACAAGGCUACAAUUGGGGCUGAUUUCCUGACAAAGGAAGUGCAGUUUGAGGACCGACUCUUUACGUUACAGAUAUGGGACACUGCUGGUCAAGAAAGAUUUCAAAGCCUUGGGGUUGCCUUUUACCGGGGUGCUGAUUGCUGUGUGCUUGUUUAUGACGUCAAUGUGAUGAAAUCAUUCGACAAUCUAAACAAUUGGAGGGAAGAGUUCUUGAUUCAGGCAAGCCCAUCAGAUCCGGAAAACUUCCCAUUUGUUGUAUCUGAGAAAAAGGCUCGGGCAUGGUGUGCCUCAAAAGGGAAUAUUCCCUAUUUCGAAACUUCUGCAAAAGAAGGCACCAAUGUUGAAGAGGCUUUCCAGGUCAUUGCUAAGAAUGCUCUCAAAAGUGGAGAAGAAGAAGAAAUAUACUUGCCGGACACAAUCGAUGUUGCAAGCAGCAGUCAACAAAGGUCAACCGGUUGCGAAUGUUGAAAUUGGGGUUCUCCACAAUGUAAGAGACCUCUUGGAAAGUGCAAGAACAAAUUUGUCAUCCUUGUGUCUUUCUGUGUUGUCUUAGCUGUACACUAUUUGGUCCUAUUGUAGAGUGAAUUUCAUCUCAUGGAUAUUCGUUUGCUUUAUUUUAUUCACCGGGCUCAUAUUGUCGAUUGUUAGAACUGUUGUUUGUGUAAAGACUUCGAAUGUUGUUUCAAGUUCUUUCCUUUGAACACACUGUUGUUGCAACUGUUUUGUCAAAAUCUCUUUCUUUUGAACACGCUAUUGUUGCAACUGUUAUGGAAUUUUUUCUCUG